UUAAGCGUGAUGGAUAGUAUCUGCGCCAACCAGUUCCGUGAAUAUCCCAAUUUUCGACUCGAACAUUUAUCGUGCUUCGGGUCACCAGUUUCAGACUCCAUGGAUUUAUCUACCGCAGAAGAAACUUGCAAAAGCUAUAAAGGUCAGAUUAUCACUGUACAAUAUACUCGUGAUAUCCUUCUUCUUCAAAAAGCUCUUUCACAAGUGACUUCCGGAACCUAUUGGACUACCAUGAUUGUUCCUGCGUUUUCUGCAGGAAUGAUUAGAGGAGAUAAAGCCUGCGUUAGAUUUACCUCUUCGAGUUACGGUCCUGCACAUUGUUCUGAUAAACAUAUACCUAUAUGUAGCAGAAAUAUCGAAUGUUCAGCAACCUGGUAA
Messenger RNA from Enterobius vermicularis (human pinworm), 378 nucleotides. NCBI's taxonomy places the organism in Eukaryota, Metazoa, Nematoda, Chromadorea, Rhabditida, Oxyuridae. The record is from the annotation of a GenBank genome assembly.